This is a messenger RNA of Rhinichthys klamathensis goyatoka, 1141 nucleotides long. It is a transcript of the gene styxl1, whose product is annotated as serine/threonine/tyrosine interacting-like 1. Lineage: Eukaryota; Metazoa; Chordata; Actinopteri; Cypriniformes; Leuciscidae. Gene Ontology annotation, biological process: negative regulation of cytoplasmic stress granule assembly; protein dephosphorylation; positive regulation of intrinsic apoptotic signaling pathway. Bases 99 to 986 code for a protein of 295 amino acids. The record is from RefSeq and is a predicted model, not a curated record. The transcript has 8 exons. Gene Ontology annotation, cellular component: mitochondrion. Gene Ontology annotation, molecular function: pseudophosphatase activity; protein phosphatase binding; protein tyrosine/serine/threonine phosphatase activity.
UUUUUUAGCCAAAUAUUUUGAUGUUAUUGAGAUAUUUUGAUGUUGAGAACUUGAGAGACAUACGAACAGCCACACUUUCUGUGCUCAAGCUGUAAGUAAUGGCUGGAAAAGUUCUCUGUGAGGCAACAAAACUGUACAACAUCCUAAAUCAAUACACUCAUCUACCAAGCCUUGCAGAGAGUAACUACCUUUGCCUGAUUGAUGCACGUGCAGCAGAAUCAUAUAACUUUAGCCACAUCAUUACUGCUAGAAAUGCAAAAUGGGAUUCUGACCGAAAGUUUAUUAUGCCCAUGGAUGUUGAGGUUGAAAGUAUGAGGUACAUCAUUGUUUAUGACAGCAAUACACAUUCUCUGUUAGAUUCAGGUCCAGCUAUAGACUGUGCAGACUGCUUAGAAAAAGCAAGCCGCUUUCCUGUUCAGAUUCUUAAUGGGGGCUAUGAGAAGUUUUCUGCACUCUAUCCUUUCCUAAGAACGCAAAAGAUUCUUUACAACAUUAGGGAAUUGGAGAGCUUAAAUCCCUAUCCUGUGGAAAUCUUACCAGGUCAGCUUUACAUGGGUGAUUAUAGGCAGGCCACAAACCCCCAAAUCCUUAAAGAUCUGAAGCUGAAUGCACUUGUCAAUGUCUCUGAUGAAUGCAGUCUAAUGUUUAAAAAGGCAAACUGCACUGUCCUACACAUCCGAAUUGCAGAUUCUGCAGAGGCAGAUUUCACCACUUCAUUUGAGAGAAUGUGUGCUUUUAUUGGUUCUCAUCUCAAUACUGCUUCUCCUGUUUUGAUAUUCUCUACUCUUGGGAUAAGCCGAUGCUGUGCUGUAGCAAUGGCAUAUCUUAUGUAUCACCUGAAAUACACACUUAAGGAGGCCUGGAAUCAUAUUCAGCAGUGCAAAGCCAGCAUGAGACCAAAUCGAGGAUUUGUGCAGCAACUUUCUGAUUGGGAACUUCAGACUGUUGGGAAGAGAGUGACAGAUAUUUCAGAACCCAACUACUGACAAUAACCAUAUGGAACCAGUGCAUGACUGUGCACAUUCAUAUUCCGUGACUUGCUACAGUCACUGAUAAAUCAUAGAUUUUUAUUUACUAUUAAUACAUCAAUAAAAGUAAUAUUACAAAGCAAUAAAUAAACUACUUCCCAUAAACAUAUUGU